AUGAGCUGGGUAGGAGCAAGGGAAAGGUCUGGUCUGAUUUCAGCCACACACACUAAGGACUUUGGCUUGGGUGAGACGAAAAUCUGAUCUCAGCUCAACACUUUUUCCAUUGGCUUUACUCACGCCGUGGGCUUGUGGAGACACACAAUCAAAACAAGUUAGACAGCUUUUCUUUAACUGACCCCACCUGAAGGAGGAAAAGCGAUUGUUUAACCUAAAGAAUGCAAAGUCUGCCUAGAGAGGAGAAGCAUUCCAUUUAAAGACAACACCAUCUGAAGUAAUGCAUCGUGGGGAGUCUCUGGCGUGGCCGGGAGAGGCCCAGCGUCGCGAGGAGAGAAGAGCAGAAGCCCGUCUGGCCAAAGGCAUUCAGAGACUGGACGAGGCAAAGCUCUACCACAUCAACACACUCACCAGAGAACAACGGAGACUGCACAGAGACCUGCUCAAUAUGAGAGCAGGUAACGUUUGGAGAAAGGGAUUCACUGGCCUGGGGUCGCAACCUUUUAACCAUGACCCGGCUCAUCCUAUAUGCAACAACAGGACUCAGCUCCCCACAAUUCCACUGUCUGGCAAAGAUACAAAGAGACACAGGCCAUUGAAGCCCCAGUCUGGUUAUUCUCUGCAGGCACGAGUUCAAGAGUUCAUCACCAAUGGAGACAGCAGAGUAGACAGCUCUGCAGCGCCGCUCUGUCUGCCAGACCUAAAAUUGCAGUCUGGAGCAGCAAUCACCAGCAAUUCCACCACACAGGGCGAAGACAGAGAUGAGGGCAAAACAGAGAAGGAAAAAGGAAAGGAUGGACAGAGGGAGAGAGAGAGACAUAGAGAAACAAAGAAAGAGAAAGAGAGAGAGAAAGACAAAGAGGUAGAGAUGGAGAAAGAGGUAGACGCACAAACGUUACCCCCUGCUGAUACCCCUCUGGUUCCCUUUGAGCUUCUGGCCCCGGAUGGACGUCUGAGGACGGUUCACACGCUGCCCAACUUCGCCCAGGCGCUGGCCGAGGCCCGUAAGGCUCGGUAUAUCCGUCACCGGGGCAAGCCACCAAGCGAGAGAGAGCUGACCGUCAGAGAAAUCUUCUCCAGGAGUCCCAAACCAUCACACCCUCUCUUCUGAUCAGAAAGAGACAGCUCUGUAAAUUGUAUCUAAUACAGCUUUGCAGACUCAGUGCCCCCC
Molecule: messenger RNA, 1171 nt
Organism: Sardina pilchardus (European sardine)
Lineage: Eukaryota; Metazoa; Chordata; Actinopteri; Clupeiformes; Clupeidae
Product: coiled-coil domain-containing protein 190
Exons: 4
Coding region: 281-1111 (276 amino acids)
Source: RefSeq, a predicted model, not a curated record